AUGAGUCCAAGUUUACUACCGUGUUUGUAUAUGGAGGGAGAAGAGGAUCUGAUGCAUUCUAUAAAACUUGCAGUUGAAUCACUUUACAAAGCAGCUUCUCUAAAAAAUAUGAAGUCUCGGUACACAUAUAAGAGAAUCUCAUCAGAGCUUGCGGUGCUUGGAAGGCCACUGAGCAACAUUGAUGAUUUAAGAUCGAUAAAGAAUGUGGGAAGCAAGACAAUCGAUGCAAUACGGAGAUUUAUUGAUUCCAAGGCAAUAAAUGAUGUAAAAUGCAUUGAUAUGCAUCAAGAUGGCUCUGAUUUAAAUUCUUUGAAUGCGCAUGAAGUAUUAAAAUAUACAGAGGCCGAUAAGAGCAUAUGUGAGAGUAAUUACAUGAGUAAGAACAUUAAAAAACGAGACAUGAGUGCAAAGAAGAGCCGAGUGUAUAUUCCUGGAUACAGAACGGGCGGAUAUGCGAUUCUAAAGGCAUUGUGGAUGAAGGAGGGAAGCACUAAGCAUGGAAUUGCACAUAUUGGCAAGCAUUACUGCGACAUUGAGUUUGAUUUUGCAAGUAGAUAUUCAGCAUGGACAUCGAUGAAGAUGUUGAUUAAUAGAAGACUGGUGUAUAAGGAAGGUAAGUCGAGAUUUUAUCUGACGAAUGAAGGCAAAAUAUUAUGUACAACAAUGUUUGCAAAUACAUCGAUUGUGGAGGAUGUGGAGGAUAGUGUUAUUCUUGUUGUGGACACUCGUGAGAUCAAGAGCAAGAAGAGCAGGUCUUUUUUCCAGGAAUACUUUGAGUCCAAGAGUGUGCGUUAUGAGACAAGAGUGCUUGAGGUUGGAGACUUUAUUUGGAUUUGUAACGAAAAGUUGUGUGGAUGCAUUAUUGAAAGGAAGCGAGGAAGUGACUUUGUAAGCAGCAUUGCAGAUGGAAGGCUGAAAGAACAGAAAAACAGACUGAUGAAUAGCGGAAUAAGACGGGUUUUCUAUCUUGUUGAAGGUCUUAGAGAUAGUCACAUGAAGAGUGUGGGAAAGAGAACGGUGAUGUCACAACUGAUGUCAACAAAGCUUGAAGAGUUUACUGUGAUUGAGACACAGGAUAUCAUGGAUACGUGUUUGGUUAUCUGUGAGAUUGAUGCGCAGAUACGAAGAAAUGCACAGAAGAUCGAAUGUUGGAAAAGCAAGUUAGACGAUAUAUCAGAUGAAAGUGAAGAAGAUGAGCUUGAGAUUAGUUAUGGAAGUUUUAUUGAAAACAAUACAAAGGCAGGCCGAAAAGGACCUGUACACUUUCUGUAUAUGGCAUUGCUGUCAAUAAGAGGCAUAAGUCACCAGAAAGCAAGUGCAAUUGCAAAUCACUAUAUGUCUAUUGAAGAAAUUGCAAGACGCUUGAGUGAUGCAAGUGGUGUUGAAGAGCUCCGCAUGAUUGAGAUUGAUGGAAAGAAGAUGACGAGCAGAAAUGUUGAGAAUGUGAUUGAGUAUUUUGUAAGAGAAUAG
Messenger RNA from Ordospora colligata OC4, 1470 nucleotides. RefSeq lists its product as uncharacterized. Bases 1 to 1470 code for a protein of 489 amino acids. Gene Ontology annotation, cellular component: Holliday junction resolvase complex; nucleus. Gene Ontology annotation, molecular function: 3'-flap endonuclease activity; crossover junction DNA endonuclease activity; DNA binding. The transcript has a single exon. The record is from RefSeq and is a predicted model, not a curated record. Gene Ontology annotation, biological process: mitotic intra-S DNA damage checkpoint signaling; resolution of meiotic recombination intermediates; double-strand break repair via break-induced replication. Lineage: Eukaryota; Fungi; Microsporidia; Ordosporidae.